This is a messenger RNA of Amphimedon queenslandica, 2041 nucleotides long. RefSeq names its product POU domain, class 6, transcription factor 1-like. Gene Ontology annotation, biological process: regulation of transcription by RNA polymerase II. Gene Ontology annotation, molecular function: RNA polymerase II cis-regulatory region sequence-specific DNA binding; DNA-binding transcription factor activity, RNA polymerase II-specific; protein binding. NCBI's taxonomy places the organism in Eukaryota, Metazoa, Porifera, Demospongiae, Haplosclerida, Niphatidae. The transcript is spliced from 4 exons. Bases 231 to 1700 code for a protein of 489 amino acids. The record is from RefSeq and is a predicted model, not a curated record.
AGUAUAUAACGGGAAAAUCUUGGAAGAGAAGAGAACAGACUCUUCAGUAGGUUACUUCAGCCUCCUUACCCGCAGCUCCUUCUCUAUCCCUCUCUUAGACACAGUGUCUCCUCUGACACUGAUACUAAAGACACGACCACUUCUAGUCGAUAGUAGCUACCCUGUAUCUCUCUCUCUCCCCGGUUGAUUUGCGCUUAACAUUCCCAUCCUAAACUUUGUGACUUUAUUUAAUGGCCGCUGGACAUACUCUCCUUUCAGAGAUGAACACUGACAAGCAGGCACUAACAAACAUCUUCCAGUUCCUGAAACAUCAAAACCUCAAAGAAACAGAGGAAGCUUUAAAGAAAGAGCUUGGCAUACAUGUGACAACAGUGUCUGCAGUGCCCACCAGUAGCAGUUGCUCUCAGCCUGAAGAAGUUGCAGAUUCAUAUUCAAAAGACACUACUCACCCUCGCUCUUACUCCACUGCCAGUGCUCCUGUCAAUGCUACCAUUCUUGUUGAUGACGAAGAGGAAGACAUUGAACCAGAAGAAGAAGAGGAAGAGGAGGAAGGUCCUCGCUCAUGGCCUGGUGUAGCCCGGUCACCUGGUCCAGUACAGCAACAGAGCUUUGGACCAAAGCCUGUCAUUCCAUUCCAAGUUCCUUCAAUGCUGACCUCACCUCCAGGACCACUCCUCUACAAGCCACCAGCCUCUUUCCCAAUGCCUACAAUAUUCACUCUGGUUCCUCCUGGUCUGCUCGCUCAUUCCCCAAAUGGACUCAUCAAUCGUCCAUUGAGUUUCCCUUCUCGUAGCAGUCCUCCUCUCAUGUCAACAGCCUCUGGUCUUCAGAGCCCUCCUGCUCUGUCACCACUGACUGCUCCUCCUUCAGCCAUUCUCUCCAAACCAAUCAACACUGGCCCAACAACCACACCAGCUAACAUGAACGGAACUCUCCUCUCUCCUGGUACCCAGAAGAACACCAUCACUCUUGCUUCGAUACCGGAUGAAGAACUAACGCCAGCUCACCACGAGCUCAAGGCUUUUGCUGAAGAAUUCAAGACUAAGCGCAUUCAACUAGGAUACACUCAAGGAGCUGUGGGUCAAUCCCUAGCCGAUAAAGGUUACAGUAAUUUUGCUCAAAGUACUAUCAGCCGUUUUGAACAGAUGCAGCUGAGCCCUUCGAACGCUGCCACUAUCAUGACUGUCCUCAAACGAUGGCUGUAUGAAGCUGAGAACCCUGACAUGGUCUUAUCUGGUGAGGGUCAGGUCGACCCUCUAGGACCACCUCGAAAGAGGAAGAAAAGGGUUGUGUACACUCCUCAUGCUCUCUCUAUCCUCAAUAAGUACUUCCUCAAGGAGCCAAGGCCAAACCGUCAGAUCAUUGAAAUGGUUGCUGAGGAAUUGGAUCUACUUCCAGAAGAGGUAAGGGUCUGGUUUUGUAACAAGAGACAGAAGUACAAGACAAGCAAUGGUGAAGUUGAAGAGACUGGUCCAGACUGUCCCUCUCCUUUCUCCCCUCAGUCUGAUGUCACCACCUCCCCACCGCCAGCACCAGUCCAGAAGAAUUGCACUAAGUUCACUAUUGAGGAAUUGAGUAAGUCAUCAGCAGGACAUACUAGCAGUCAGAUAAGUUUUACUAGUAAUUUGACAGUGUCACACCAAGUCCUGCGUCCAAUGGUCUUUGCUACAAGAAGACAGCCUGUGAUGGUCCAGAUAUAGCAAGACCAGCACAGCAGUUAUCAAGAUCAUACAAAGAAUUGCAAGUUUUAAAGACAUGACAGGCCUCCUCUGGCUGUUAAAAACUGAACUUUUUGUUUGUUAUUUUCUUGACUGGGUCUAUAUCAAGACCUGCUUUAUUUUCUCAUGUUUUUGUUCUCCCUUUUUUUAACGAUGCCAUCACCUUGUGGCUAUUGUUUCAUUUAUCAUUAUUAUUAUAAUGCACACUUAACACCAUCACUACCACACUACUAGUUGAUAAAAUUAAUGAUUCACAUAUUGAUAAUGCGUAUUGUGUGUUCCUUUUUGUUCUCAAACAAUUCUUAUUGCCAACCCUCCCUUAA